This is a messenger RNA of Lachancea sp. 'fantastica', 1173 nucleotides long. NCBI's taxonomy places the organism in Eukaryota, Fungi, Ascomycota, Saccharomycetes, Saccharomycetales, Saccharomycetaceae. The record is from the annotation of a GenBank genome assembly.
AUGGAUGCGGCCAGUCAGAUGAAGCCUGAAGCUUGGACGAUAUCCUCGAAUGAGGCAUUGAAGCUGUCUCUGGUCGAUGAUAAGGGCGCUUUACAAUUUUCACCUGUUUUUACUUACCCCAUAUUUGGCGAUUCAGAACAAGUAUUUGGAUACCAGGAUCUCCAGAUGUUCCUGGCAUUCGACUCAGUGACUUUCAAACCUUUCACAAAUGUGAAGUAUGGUGCUAAGUUGCUGGAUAAUGUCGACGAUGUGCAGGACAAAUUACUGCAAUUUCUCCCCAAAGACGUGAUUGUCAAAGACGAAGGAAGAUGGGUUGAUACAUUCAGUAAAGAGCGCGAGACCUUCACCUUACCAGAUGAUAGAAAUAAAAUUAAUUGCUACGAAAAGGAGGGCGAGCAAUUCGGCAUUUUCAAAGUUAACCUACAAGAUCCAAAAAUAAGAACCCUGCAUGACAGAAUGCAAAUAUUUGCUUUACUACUGAUAGAGUCUGCAUCUUUUAUAGAUGCAGAUGAUGAUGGAUGGGAAUUAUUUCUGUCUUUCAACUUGCGGACUAGACAAUGUGUCGGCUAUUGUACGACUUAUCAAUACUGGAAGUACAGAGGUUCUAAGAGCUUUGAUGAAGAUCCCAAAAUUUACACUACCGCUAAGAUUUCCCAGUUUCUGGUCUUUCCUCCAUAUCAAGGGAAGGGACAUGGGGCAUGCAUUUACGACGCUAUAUGUAAUAGCUGGCUUCAAAACUCCAGUGUUCUUGAAAUGACAGUUGAAGAUCCAAACGAAAGUUUUGAUGCCCUCAGAGACCGCUGCGAUUUCCGUAGGCUUUAUGCCGACGACUUUGGGAACCAGAUUCCCGAUGAAUUGCCUAUUAGUCAAAACUGGAUAGAUUCAAAAAAGGUUGAGCUGAAGCUAGAAAAAAGACAAUUCAUGCGAUUGACUGAAAUGUUUUUGAAGCACAACUUGUCUAACAACUUUCGUUUACAAGUGAAGGGGAGGCUGUACGAAAAAAACUUUGAGCUUUUAAGAGACCUUGACAAAGCAACUAGGAAUGACAAGCUUGAGUCGGCCUUCCGUUCUGUCACCAAGGAGUACGAAGAAGUGAUUUCAAGCGUCACUAAGAAAAAGAGAUCACUGUCCAAUUUCGAAAUUACCAAUAAAAAGAUCAAACUAAAUAAAUAA